CUCCCUCCUUCCUUGCGGCGCAGCCGUUCGGGUUCCCUCUAAAGGACGCCCGACGUGAGCCCGGCGGGUUAGCCGAGAUGAUGACGCCGCCGCCUCCCCCCGCUCGGCCAGAAUGAGCUCCUCCGACGGCCUUCCUCCGCCCGCCCGACGGUGCCGGGAGGCCGUGGCCGAGCUGGCCAUGGUGCUCCUCACCGCCCUGGGGCCCGGAGCUGCCCGGCUCUUCUACUACCCGACCCUCCUGUACACCCUGGUCCGGGAGCGUCUGCCGGGCUCACAACGGCCCUGGUUCAGCCGCAUCGACCACGCCGUGCUCCUGGGCGCCCUGCCUCUGAGGGGACGAUGUCGCCAGCUGGUGGAGGAGGAGAAUGUCCGAGGUGUGCUCACUAUGAAUGAAGAAUAUGAGACUCGUUUUCUGUGUUGCUCUCCAGAGGAAUGGAAGGCUAUGGGAGUAGAACACCUGCGCCUCAGCACUGUAGACUUGACUGGAGUCCCCUCCAUGGAAAACCUGCACAAAGGCGUUGAGUUUGUAUUGAAGCAUCGUGAACGUGGGAAUAGUGUAUAUGUGCAUUGUAAAGCUGGCCGUUUUCGCAGUGCAACCAUGGUUGCUGCUUAUCUAAUUCAAGUCCAUCAGUGGACUCCUCAAGAAGCAAUAGAAGCUAUUGCUAAAAUCCGGCCUCAUAUCAUCGUCCGCAGUAAACAAGUACAAUUGCUAAAGGACUUUCAUAAGUGUGUAACUCUUGGAACCCCAACACAGUCAGAAGAAGAGCUGCAUGAUGAAGAGCAGAAACUACCACUGCAUAGACAGAAUGCCCCUCUGAAAACAGCGGGUUCCUAAUGGAUUUUUUAAGAAUGGGCUGCUGCUGUUUCUGCUACCAGUUAAGCUUCCUGCACUAUUAGAAUAAAAGACUUCUAAUAGUUCCAAGCUUUCCAACUGAUAAGUGGGCAUAUUUUGCCCUGCCUGUCCUGUUGCUCAUCUGGAACAGAUGAAUGGGACCAUUCUUACCAGUGUUUAAAUCUUAAAUACAAGUCAUUUUGAACCAC
Messenger RNA from Pogona vitticeps (central bearded dragon), 1041 nucleotides. It is a transcript of the gene PTPMT1, whose product is annotated as protein tyrosine phosphatase mitochondrial 1. The record is from RefSeq and is a predicted model, not a curated record. Gene Ontology annotation, biological process: protein dephosphorylation. Gene Ontology annotation, molecular function: phosphoprotein phosphatase activity; phosphatidylglycerophosphatase activity; phosphatidylinositol-4,5-bisphosphate 5-phosphatase activity. Gene Ontology annotation, cellular component: mitochondrion. NCBI's taxonomy places the organism in Eukaryota, Metazoa, Chordata, Lepidosauria, Squamata, Agamidae.